Molecule: messenger RNA, 1570 nt
Organism: Lepus europaeus (European hare)
Lineage: Eukaryota; Metazoa; Chordata; Mammalia; Lagomorpha; Leporidae
Gene: PPAN
Product: peter pan homolog
Exons: 12
Coding region: 55-1464 (469 amino acids)
Biological process (GO): rRNA processing; ribosomal large subunit assembly
Cellular component (GO): preribosome, large subunit precursor
Molecular function (GO): rRNA binding
Source: RefSeq, a predicted model, not a curated record
GGCCCCAGCGCCGGAAGCGGCCGGUAGAGGCGGCCUCGUGGACAGGACGGCGGCAUGGGGCAGUCCGGGAGGUCCCGGCACCAGAAGCGCGCGCGCGCCCAGGCGCAGCUCCGCAACCUCGAGGCCUACGCCGCGCAGCCGCACUCGUUCGUGUUCGCGCGAGGCCGCGCGGGCCGCAGCGUCCGGCAGCUGAGCCUGGACGUGCGGCGGGUCAUGGAGCCGCUCACCGCCAGCCGCCUGCAGGUUCGGAAGAAGAACUCGCUGAAGGACUGCGUGGCCGUGGCCGGGCCCCUGGGGGUCACCCACUUCCUGGUCCUGAGCAAGACGGACAGCGCCGUCUACUUGAAGCUGAUGCGCCUGCCGGGGGGGCCCACCUUGACCUUCCAGGUCAGCAAGUACGCGCUGGUGCGGGACGUGGUCUCCUCGCUGCGCCGGCACCGCAUGCACGAGCAGCAGUUCAGCCACCCGCCGCUCCUGGUGCUCAGCGGCUUCGGCCCCCAGGGCAUGCACGUGAAGCUCACGGCCACCAUGUUCCAGAACCUCCUCCCCUCGCUCAACGUGCACAAGGUGAACCUGAACACCAUCAAGCGCUGCCUGCUCAUCAGCUACAACGCCGACUCGCAGGAGCUGGACUUCCGGCACUACAGCAUCAAGGUGGUGCCCGUGGGCGCCAGCCGGGGGAUGAAGAAGCUGUUGCAGGAGAAGUUCCCCAACAUGAGCCGCCUGCAGGACAUCAGUGAGCUGCUGGCCACGGGCGCAGGGCUGUCGGAGAGCGAGGCCGAGCCCGACGGCGAGCACAACAUCACCGAGCUGCCCCAGGCUGUGGCCGGGCGCGGCAACAUGCGGGCCCAGCAGAGCGCCGUGCGGCUCACGGAGAUCGGCCCUCGGAUGACGCUGCGGCUCAUCAAGAUCCAGGAGGGCGUGGGCGAGGGCAACGUGCUGUUCCACAGCUUCGUGCACAAGUCCGAGGAGGAGCUGCAGGCCAUCCUGGCGGCCAAGGAGGAGAGGCUGCGGCUCAAGGCGCAGAGGCAGGCCCGGCAGGCCCAGGACGUCCAGCGCAAGCGCGAGCAGCGGGAGGCCCACAGGAAGAAGAGCCUGAAGGGCAUGAAGAGGACCCGGGCCGCGGCCGAGGGGGACAGUGACGCUGAGGACCCCGGCGCGCCCCCCGAGGCUGCGCAGGGCGCCGGCCGCAGGCAGGAGGAGGAGGAGGAGGACGAUGCCGAGUACUUCCGCCAGGCCGUGGGCGAGGAACCUGACGCAGACCUGUUCCCCAGAGCCGCCCCACGGAGCCGGCCCCCGGGGCCCCCAGGCAAGAAGCGGCGGCGGACGGAGAAGCCAGCCCGGAGCCGGCGGCCGGACGGGGACCGGAGGCCUCCGAAGCACCAGGGCGGGCCACGGGGAGCCCAGGCCAAGCUGGGGCCCCGAGGGCGCAGCCGGGUGCGGCCGCCAAAGAAGGGGGCCUGAGCCCGGGCCGCCGAGCCGGACUGCCCCAGAUUGGGGCCCGGGGGCUCCCAGCAGCCCUCGGUUUCCUUUCAUAAAGGAGUCUGCACCCCAAUAAACGACCUAAGCU